AUGACGAAGACCAGGUGCAGGGAAUCCAGGAGAGCGGCAGAGAUGAUGAGGGAUUGCAAACAGGUGUGCGACAGGGAGGAUCAUGGGAAAUGCCAGACCAGUAGCCAGACCAGCAGUCGAUCCAGACAGACCAGUAGCCAGACCAGCAGUCGAUCCAGACAGACCAGUAGCCAGCCCAGUCAGACCAGUAGCCGGUCCAGACAGACCAGUAGCCGGUCCAGACAGACCAGUAGCCAGCCCAGUCAGACCAGUAGUCAGUCAAGCAGUCGGUCCAGACAGACCAAUAGCCAGCCCAGUCAGACCAGCAGUCAGUCCAGCAGUCGGUCCAGACAGACCAGUAGCCAGCCCAGUCAGACCAGUAGUCAGUCCAGCAGUCGGUCCAGACAGACCAGUAGCCAGCCCAGACAGACCAGUAGCCGGUCCAGACAGACCAGUAGCCAGCCCAGUCAGACCAGUAGUCAGUCCAGCAGUCGGUCCAGACAGACCAGUAGCCAGCCCAGUCAGACCAGUAGUCAGUCCAGCAGUCGGUCUAGACAGACCAGUAGCCAGCCCAGACAGACCAGUAGCCGGUCCAGACAGACCAGUAGCCAGCCCAGUCAGACCAGUAGUCAGUCCAGCAGUCGGUCCAGACAGACCAGUAGCCAGCCCAGUCAGACCAGCAGUCAGUCCAGCAGUCGGUCCAGACAGACCAGUAGCCAGCCCAGUCAGACCAGUAGUCAGUCCAGCAGUCGGUCCAGACAGACCAGUAGCCAGCCCAGACAGACCAGUAGCCGGUCCAGACAGACCAGUAGCCAGCCCAGUCAGACCAGUAGUCAGUCCAGCAGUCGGUCCAGACAGACCAGUAGCCAGUCCAUUAGUCGGUCCAGUCAUUCCCAAUGUGCAGGAAAACCGCGACCCUGGCAACUAUGGAUUUGA
Megalobrama amblycephala (Wuchang bream) is the source of this 915-nucleotide messenger RNA. RefSeq names its product putative protein TPRXL. The coding region runs from base 1 to 915 and encodes 304 amino acids. The record is from RefSeq and is a predicted model, not a curated record. NCBI's taxonomy places the organism in Eukaryota, Metazoa, Chordata, Actinopteri, Cypriniformes, Xenocyprididae. The transcript has 2 exons.